Molecule: messenger RNA, 1734 nt
Organism: Spodoptera littoralis (African cotton leafworm)
Lineage: Eukaryota; Metazoa; Arthropoda; Insecta; Lepidoptera; Noctuidae
Source: the annotation of a GenBank genome assembly
AUGUCGGCUAGCAGGUUAGACGCUGUGUACAGGAGUAUACUUUUAACAAAAUUUUUUACUAAAGGAUGGGGGAAACCGGAGAACUUACGAAGGUUAUUCGAGUUCAGAAAAGUGGUUUCAAACCGCGACGAAUGCUUCAAAUUAGUUGAAAGGGACUACCCUGUUACGAUUACAAAGCAUCAAACACUAUCAGAUUGCCAACUGUUUGAAGGCUACUUCAUAACCCCUUUGGAACGGUAUCUACCUGGAAUAGUGCCCAAAAUAGCACAAAAAGCACAUUUUCAAGCACUCCUGCCGAUCCACUGGGCGGAAAAACAUUGCAAACCUGUAUGUCUACAUCUAGCUGGCACUGGCGACCAUUUUUUCUGGCGACGACGCAAUCUGAUGGUGAAGCCGUUGCUGAAGGAAGCGGGCAUCGGCGGCAUCAUACUGGAGAACCCGUUCUAUGGUCUGCGCAAGCCGACUGAUCAAGUUCGUUCCUCGCUGCACAACGUGUCAGAUAUAUUCGUGAUGGGCGGCUGUUUGAUCCUGGAGUCGCUGGUGCUGUUCCAUUGGUGUGAGCGCAACGGACUCGGCCCGCUCGGCGUCACCGGCCUCUCUAUGGGCGGGCAUAUGGCAUCAUUGGCAGCUACAAACUGGCCGAAACCUCUAGUCCUGGUCCCAUGUCUGUCAUGGUCAACAGCAUCUGCAGUAUUCUUACAGGGUGUAAUGUCUCAUUCGAUAAACUGGGACCUACUAGAGGACCAAUACUUAUCAGACGGCGAGUAUAGAGAAAAGCUAUCCAAAAUGGUGACCAUAGUUGACGAGGCGUUCCUAGCCGGCAAGAAGUUCGCACGGACAUACUCACAAAACAUAGACAUACCACAAGAAAAAACGGACAAAAAUGAAACGAAGAAAGAAUUAGAUAUAACCUACAAAGAAAAUGCUGUACCAGAUAAUAUAAUAGAUAUUAACAAAGUGCCUAAAAAUGAAGACAAGAGCCAAAUCGAGAAUAUACAUGAAGAAUUGAAAAUGUUAUUGGAUGAAAACAAAAUUAGUUUAGAGUUGUAUAAUAAAUUGACAUCGAACGAGAAGUUUGUGUUGGAGCCGGCUGACAUCGAUGCUAUCAACAAUAUGACCGAGCCACAGAUCAAGGAAGUGUUGUUAAAGUGUAAAGUUGCCGACCUCCAAGAACUAGUAGUGACAAUACAAAAACAAUCAGAAGCGAAUAAUAAUAAGGUUCGAUCUGCAGUACUAAGUGCCAAACAAGACGUAGUAGAAAGUCCAAAGCCUCUAGAAAACCCUUUGUCAACUGUACAACCACCUAAAGAAGAAAUUAUAAAAAAACCAGAGAAAUCAUGGAAUUUCACAUCAGAUUUGUGGAUAAAUUAUUUACCGUUUCUAAAAUCGAGUGCUAAAAGUGGGAAGAAGAUAGAUAUAAGUAAAAUACAUUGGAGAGACAGAGAGACCCUACAGUUCAUGAGAGGUAUUAUGGACGAAUGUACGCAUCUUAGCAACUUUUCCGUACCUUAUGACACUUCGUUGAUCAUUGCUGUAUGCGCAAAACAUGACGCGUACGUGCCCCGUGAUGACGUCGGUACGUUGGAGGAGAUCUGGCCCGGCGCUGAGGUGCGAUACGUCGACGCGGGACACGUGUCCGCCUACAUACUACACCAGUCACUGUUCAGAGCCUGCAUAAAAGAAGCAUUCGAGCGAUCAAAGAAAAGAUGGCGCGACGGCGGACAUAUCAACUGA